Messenger RNA from Seriola dumerili (greater amberjack), 2099 nucleotides. It is a transcript of the gene mtx3, whose product is annotated as metaxin 3. The transcript is spliced from 9 exons. Lineage: Eukaryota; Metazoa; Chordata; Actinopteri; Carangiformes; Carangidae. The coding region runs from base 4 to 927 and encodes 307 amino acids. Gene Ontology annotation, biological process: mitochondrion organization. Gene Ontology annotation, cellular component: SAM complex. The record is from RefSeq and is a predicted model, not a curated record.
AACAUGGCGGCUGCCAUGGAGCUGAGAUGCUGGGGAGGAGAUUGGGGUUUGCCUUCUGUCCACACCGAGUCCCUCAUAGUUUUGGCAUACGCUAAGUUUUCAGGGGCAGAAGUCGCGGUUUCUCCUAUAGACUGGACAUGGAAAACUCUAACAGCGACAGUCCCAGAGUUGCUUUGUGGAGGCUCUGCAGUGCAAGAACCAGCGCAGAUACUCAACUUCCUGAGGAAACAGAGGUUUAAUGCAGACUAUGAGCUGACAGCCAGACAAGGAGCAGACACCAUGGCAUACAUCGCCCUGCUUGAAGAGAAACUGCGACCAGCUCUGCUACACACUUUCUGGGUGGAUGCAGAAAACUACGCCAAUCUGACACGGCCAUGGUUUGCGUCACGCUCGCCUUUCCCUCUUAACUUUCUCGUCCCUUGUCACCAUGCCAACACUGCCCUCUCCCGCAUCCUUCUAACCAAAGGAGAGGCGCCACUACACAGAAUCAGUGAGGUGGAGGGAAAGAUCUACAGUGAUGCUAAAGAGUGCCUGAAUCUCCUCUCCUACAGGCUGGGAACAGCAAACUAUUUCUUUGGCAACUCGCCGACCAGUCUGGAUGCCUUUGUAUUUGGUUUUGUGGCGCCACUCCAUAAAGCCAGUCUUCCAAGCAGCCCUCUGCAGAGCCACCUCAGACAGCUGGAUAACCUCACACGCUUCUGUGACACCAUCCUUGCGGUCUACUUCAGCUCAGACCAACCUUGUCCUCCCCCACCUGUUCAGGAAACUAUGGAUGCCAACCUGCAGAAACUAACUCAGCUUGUAAACAAAGAAUCCAACUUAAUAGAAAAGAUGGAUGAUAACCUUCGCAGCAGCCCUCAGCACAAACCCCACAGACCAGACCCCAAACCCAGUCUGGCCAGUGAGAAGAGCUCUACCCCUGCCUAACCCUUGACCUUACACCCCUGAUCCAGCCUUAGGAAUCGAGGAGGACCACCCCAUAGAUGAAAGGUGCUGACUCAACGUCCUGAAAUCAAAAAAUUGUCAUAAAGCUGAACUGCAACUUGAAUGGAAAAUAACAUUUCACAUCAUUAACAGGAAUAUGACUAUAUGAUUAUAAAAAGAGACUUUUUUUUACAGCAAGAUAAUGAUGAUAGAUUUCAAAGAUGUUUGUCUGAAAGAGAAGGAAAAGUGCUCUAGAGAGGUUUUUAAGAAGGUUGAGCGCAUGUAUGUGGUAAAGAUGGAAUGCUAUGAAGUGGUGUUCAAUGAGAAAGACACAGAAAGUUCAAAGGGAAGCCAGCCUACAGUUGAUGCACCAUAGAGAACAUGAAGAUAUUGAAGAGACUGUGGUCACUUAAGUAGAACAGUGUGGUGCUAGAGAACCUUAUGGCAAGAUUUGUUAAGUUAUGUUAAACCCAGUUUAUGAAUCUGUGUUUUUGUUAGAUCCCCAUCCUUCUGAGCACAUAUUAUUUCUAAUAUCCACAGUAAAAUGUUCUGCACUGUAAAUUCUAGCAUUUUAAUUAGGGUAAUGUACACUAUAUAUGCAGUCAUGACUAUAGGAAUGAACAACUACUUAUUUUGCUUUGCUUUCACCUCCUCUGUUGUGUAUAGUUUGUAUAGUUGUAAAUAGUUUCAUGAUUGAAAUCAAUGCAAUUUACUGGUGGUUUCUUCUAAUAGGGCUGAUCAGCUUGUUCACAAUCUUUGCUAGACACACUGAGGUAAUGGAAGGGCCUUACACACUGUAUUAACUUAUUCAUGCAAAAUAUUUGGGAUUAACGUGUUUAUUGUGUGUGUGUGUGUGUGUGUGUGUGUGUGUGUUUGUGUGUGUGUCUUUCAAUCAUUUUUUGUCUUUGUUGUCCAAGAUUGUGUGUGUUAUUAACAAUCCACUCACUUCUGUUGUUGCCAUGAUUUUCCACGACCAACAUUUACUUUGUUUUGAUUUUUUUUCUGCUGUAUUAUCAUUUGUGCCUAUUUAACACUCAUUCUGUUUAAAUUGAAGUGUCCGUCCUACAUGGGAAUGUCUCAUUAGCUGCCUUCUGAUUUCCUUUAUUUGUACAGUCUGAUUAUCUAGUACAGAAAUUGGACUGGGCUAUGAGUUGCCUGUUUUUUCUUUGUUUUUU